AUGCAGAGGCAACGUUGGCCGCGGCGUCGGACGCCGGUAGCUUGCUUAUUCAUGUCACAUCAAGCUUUUCUUAGCACGUUCAAACACGGUAACUCUGUUGCAUUAAUAAUUGAAACUCACACUCGCUUCUACCGUCUUCUUCCUCUUCUCAGGCAAACACUUUUUAUCUCGCCUUUUUCCGUUUUUAGUCAUACUUUCUCUUCCUAUACACAUUUCUUUCCUUUAUUUUUCUUUUUUAUCUUUUCAUUCAUCUUUCAUUCACUUUUCUGCGAUUUAUUUUUUAUUCCCUUUCGUUUCACUUAUUUUUCAUUCUUUUUACUUUCAUUUUUUAUUCUUUCCUUUUAUUUAGUUUUCAUUCGCCUUUCUUUAUUUCAUUGUUUUCUUUCAUUUAUUUUAUUUCUCUUUCCUUUAUUUGUUGUUUUUUUUUUCGUUUUUGCCUUAAUUGAUUUUUCUUUCAUUUUGUAUUUUUUCCAUUUAUUUAGUUUUCAUUUGUCUUUCUUUAUUUUAUUAUUUCCUUUCAUUUAUUUUUCAUUUUCUUUCCUUUAUUUUUCAUUUCUUUUCUUUCAUUUAUUUUUCAUUCCGUUUUCAUUCAUUUAUUUUUACUUUUUUCUUUCCUUUCACUUAUUUUUCAUUUUAUUUUCUUUAAUGUAUUUUUCAUUCUCUUUCCUUUUAACUUAUUUUUCAUUUUCAUUCUUUAAUGCAUUUUUUCAUUCUCUUUCCUUUAAUUUAUUUUUCAUUCUACUUUCCUUACCUUUAUUAUUAUCUUUCAUUUCUUUUCCAUUCAAUUUUCUUGUUUCUCUCCAACUUUCUUGCCUUUUACAAUUUUAUUCUUCUAUACACAAACCGCUUUCCUCAUUUCUCAGACCCAUUUAUAAAGAAUUUCUUUCUUUUUUUUUAUCUCUCUUUCUCUCGCCAGUUGUAACGUUAUCCUUCUGUUCUUUGCUGUAA
This is a messenger RNA of Acanthosepion pharaonis, 948 nucleotides long. NCBI's taxonomy places the organism in Eukaryota, Metazoa, Mollusca, Cephalopoda, Sepiida, Sepiidae. The record is from the annotation of a GenBank genome assembly.